Talaromyces stipitatus ATCC 10500 is the source of this 303-nucleotide messenger RNA. RefSeq lists its product as uncharacterized. NCBI's taxonomy places the organism in Eukaryota, Fungi, Ascomycota, Eurotiomycetes, Eurotiales, Trichocomaceae. Bases 1 to 303 code for a protein of 100 amino acids. Gene Ontology annotation, molecular function: catalytic activity. The transcript has 2 exons. Gene Ontology annotation, biological process: nucleoside metabolic process. The record is from RefSeq and is a predicted model, not a curated record.
AUGCUGGAUGUCAAUUUCGGUAUUGUCCAAGAGCAGGAAAGGACCGAUACCAACGCGUACACCUUAGGUCGGAACGGUCAUCAAUAUGUCGUGAUCGCGUGUCUGCCCGAUGGGCAAUACGGGAAUACUUCAGCCACCACAGUUGCCAACAGCAUUAUGCGAAUAUCUAGUGAAGGCUCUCGUGGCAGAAAAACCGACAAAGAUGGUAAAAUUCAACCCGUUGGAUCCUUGAAUAGCCCGCCAAAGUCAUUGCUAAAUGCCCUGGCUCAGAUGAGGGCAGCCAAACUAUAUGAUAAUCCUUAG